CGUGUCAAAUGCAAAGUUGUGGUAUAUGAUCGACAUUGGUUCGUCAUUCACCUUCUGGACCGCAAUAAUUUAUUUACGUAGUGGUUAGAGAUUAGUCAACUAUUUCUUUCUAGUAUGACAAAUAUGCUGGUUAUAUUUUAAAUAACUUAGCGUUAAACCACUUUUAUUUAGGUGUAACUUCGUAAAGUGAUUUUCUCUAAGCUUUCUUUAAUUACUGCUACUGGUUGUUGAAAUAACUGACUGUCAAUGCGCGCUUCGAUUCCCUCCGGUUCUUACUGUAUUUAUAAGUGGUAAAAAUAAACCCUCUUGCAUAUCUGUUAACAUCUAGUCUCUUGGUAAAUUAUGGUCAUACGUCCGAUAAUUUCUACUGCUAACUGAAAAUACUGUAGCUCACUGACUUUAUACUUUAUCUGUAAGCAAACGUGAUAUUUGGUUAUUAAAACCAUUUCUGAUCAUGCAAACUUUAUUUCCUAACUCGAUGACCGAAAAUCAAACACAAGCUAGUAAGCCACAACUCAACCUCUUUUUCUGUGGGAUUAGAGAUGCAACUUCUGUUUGAAUCAGUUUAAGAAUUACUACCAUUGUUCAGUGGCCUCGUGAGUAUUACUAGUCGAAUAAAGAAAUACUUUCCAAUUUUAUUUCGUCCAUUCAUUCCGGUUCAGAUAUCUACUACAAAAGAAAGUUUUUGUAGUAUUCCUAAUCGAUAGUGACUAUUCUGUAAAUAAUUUGUGCUUAAUAUUAGAGGCAUUCACUUUCGUAUUCCAAAGAACCACCAAAGGAUUCGUGAUUCCGUUGGAUGUAACGUUAAAGUCAUUCACAAUUUCCUGUUAUAAUUUUGGUCCUUUGCUUUGUACUUCUUUUAUACCUCUAGAUAUCAGCUCAAUUUUCUAUGCUUUUUGAAUAUAACUAAUGACUUGUUUGGGGGGAGUUGGCAGUACUCUUAUUGGAGUGGGUCCUUGUUUAAUUCUUUUCCUAUGUACAGUCGCCAAUUGUCCAAUAAAAGUCAUUUUACUCACAGCCAGUGGAUUUUUCUGGUUGGUGUCAUUACUUAUCACAUCUGUAAUGUGGUUUAUAGUUACCCCACUACGAGCUUACCUUGCAUUUGGGAUUCUUAUUGGCGUGUUAAUUCAAGAGAUUCUACGAUUUCUAUUCUUUUUAUUGAUUUUCAAAGCUGAAUCCGGCCUUCAGCUUAUUGUAAGUAGUUCAACUAUUCCCGUUUCAAGACCACAGCUGGUUGAUGGAAUUAAUAACGACAACAUUAUUGAUAAUCAUAGUCAUGGGAGAGGAGAGGCUGAAAGAAAUGAAGUUUCAAAUUUAACAAGAAAUAGAAAAAUAUCUAGUAGUAAUAUUAUAAUAACAAACGACUAUGAUCAUAAUACUUUGAACGAUAAUAAUAGUGGCGAUAUUAACAAUAAUAAUAAUAAUCAUGCUAUACAACUUGAUCAUCUUACAGUCGCUUAUGUCUCUGGAUUAGGAUAUGGUUUGAUGAGUUGUAUUAUACAAUCGUUACGUAUACUUAUUGAUUCCUAUGGCCCUGGAAUAACUAUAUAUUCAACAUGGAAUUCGAAAACAUUCUUUUUGUUUUCGUCGUGUCAGUGUAUGUGUAUAUCAAUGCUUCAAGUGUUUUGGUCUCUUAUUCUGUUUUCUGCGUUUGUACAACGUGCAUAUGGUCAAAUUAUCCUUGUAUACUUUAUGCAUUUUGGACUAGCUGGCAUGUCGUUAAUCAAUACCUAUUCAUCACCUUGCUCAGAAAUUGUAUGUGCAAUAUACAUGAUUUGUCUCAUAGGAAUGAUCAUAUUCACCUAUUGUCGAUUUCAUUCACAAUUAAUCACUAAUCAUAAAAGAAAUAAUGCUGUCAAUUUUAUUAAUCAACAGUAAUGGAGAUUUUUUAUACAAGCACCAAACUUCUUUUUGUAGUUUAAAAUCCAGUAUCCGGUACAAUUAAAAACGGAGAUCUACCUUUUUUUAAAGAAAAUAAUGGUAACAUGAAGAAUUUUUAUUUUGUGCAUCUCUUUUUGUAACUAUAUAUAUAUAUAUGAGUUAUGUAACACUAUGUUUAUAACUGUAAACAUUAUUAAUAUCAAGUAAUAAAGUAAACUUUUACUCUUC
Messenger RNA from Schistosoma rodhaini, 2109 nucleotides. NCBI's taxonomy places the organism in Eukaryota, Metazoa, Platyhelminthes, Trematoda, Strigeidida, Schistosomatidae. The record is from the annotation of a GenBank genome assembly.